ACUUGACCGACCACUCUAAGGCUAAUCUCAUCCGGCUCCUAGUAUCCCCAUCCAUAUAUCAAUUCAACAACUAUUCUAGACUGUUUCGCCCGCUUCUUCGACUAUACUAUACUGCCUAUAUAUAAUCGCAGCGAGGAGAAGCAAGAAAUUACUUAAAGUUAAGAACAAGCUAUCUAGCUAUGCCGGAUAUGGAGACGCCUACAGAUGUUAUAGCGGUUCCAUUUCCAUAUCAAGGUCACUUAAACCCUAUGCUUCACUUCUGUUCUUCUUUAUCUGCUAGAGGCCUUAAAGUCACCUUAGUCCUCACACACGCCGUAGCAAAAUCCAUGCAAUCCACCCUUUCCCAGGCCUCCAUCCAUACCCUCGACCUCAUUUCCGAUGGCAACGAAGGCGUGGCCGACCUGUCGCGCAGUACCUUCCAAGAAUACCAAGCUCGCCGGCGAGCUGCCUUUUCCGACGGGGUCGCCGCCAUUAUUGAGAAGCAAAAGGCGGCUUCUUCCGUGGGGUCGCCCAAAGUUCUGGUGCAUGAUGCACUCAUGCCGUGGCUUUUGGAGGUAGGCAAAGCGGAUGGGUUGUUUGUGGCUACGCUUUUUACUCAACCUGCUUCUGUUUGUGCUGUCUAUUACCAUAUGCUCCAUGGCCACCUUGCACCGGCUUCUGAUUCUAAGCUGCUGCGUUUGCCUUCCUUGCCGGAACUGGAAUUCGCCGAUCUGCCUUCCUUUUCCUACUUCGCCGAUGUUGUACAACAGGUUACAGAGUUUAAUAUCAAUCAAGCCUCAAACAUGCCCAAAGCUGACUGCUUUCUCAUCAACACAUUUCACUCACUGGAAAAGCAGGUAGUGGAUUGGAUGGCGGAAAAAUGGGCAGUGAAGUGCGUGGGACCCUUGGUUCCAAUUUUCCACAAGACACUUCAUGAAAAACAUGAUAGAAUUGAUCUAUUUGAGUUGGAUAGUGAAAGCUAUUUGAAAUGGCUAGACAUUAGAGAACCUAAGUCUGUGGUUUACGUAUCAUUUGGAAGUGUUGUGGUGAUGUCGGAAGAGCAAAUGGAGGAAAUAGCAUGGGGGUUGGCUCAAUCCAACAAAUACUUCAUAUGGGUUGUAAGAGAAUCUGAAUUGGUUAAACUCCCUAAAGAUUUUAAGCUCAAAACAUCUGAGAAGGGCAUCAUUGUGAAAUGGUGUCCUCAAGUUGAAGUUUUGUCACACGAGGCAGUUGCGUGUUUUAUGACUCAUUGUGGAUGGAAUUCCAUACUGGAAGCAUUGUGUUUGGGUGUGCCAAUGGUCGGCAUGCCGCAAAUGUCAGAUCAACCGACAAAUGCCAAACUUAUUGAGGAUGUUUGGAAAGUUGGAGUUCGAGUUAAGGUGAAUGCGGAGGGAAUCACUACAAGACAAGAAAUUAAGGGUUGUAUAAAGCAAGUGACAGGAGUGAGAGCUGAAGAGUUUAGAAGAAAUGUCAUAAAAUGGAGAGAAUUAGCCAAAGAGGCAACAAGUGAAGGUGGAAGUUCUUAUGAGAAUAUCAAAGAUUUCGUGGCUUUUGCUAAAUCCUAUUCCGACUAGUACAUGCUCACUUCAUUUGUUGAUUUGGGGUUGAGAGAUUAGCAAAUGCUCUCUUCAUUUGGGGUUGGGAGAAUGAGAGGUUUGGAGUUUAGAAAAUAUUCUAUGCUUUGUAUUUUCUAACUUGUUAUGGAGCAAAAUUUGUCCUAGCAAUAAAAAACUAUUUGAAGCUAAAUAACAUUUUUAUUUA
Molecule: messenger RNA, 1740 nt
Organism: Ipomoea nil (Japanese morning glory)
Lineage: Eukaryota; Viridiplantae; Streptophyta; Magnoliopsida; Solanales; Convolvulaceae
Product: UDP-glycosyltransferase 74E2-like
Exons: 2
Coding region: 180-1553 (457 amino acids)
Molecular function (GO): UDP-glycosyltransferase activity
Source: RefSeq, a predicted model, not a curated record